AUGGAUGCCCCAUCCCACCGACCGGAGCGGCUACGUUCAUCCUCAAGACAGAAUCAACGUCCUCCUUCGUCCGGAUCAGACACAUCCACGGGCUCCAAUCUCACUUCUAUAUCGAUGCCUAAACGUCCUGCCCAUGCCGCUAACCAGGCGAACCUACCGUCCUACAUUGCCUCGAAUAUAGCAACCGCGAACAGUAGCCAAACGUCUCUUCCCAACUAUUCCCGACCGGCUACACAGUUCAUGCCUCAUAGUGACCAGCCAACAAGGAAAGGAUCUCCACUUGGAUCACCCUUUGGUCACUCGAGGCACCAAAGACAGCACUCUCAAGGAUAUUUCGAGCCAUCCAUGCCCUCAACUUCUCUUGCCGAUCAUUCGAGCAUGGCGAGCCUUUCAGCUUCACAGAUCGCUGCUCAAGCAGCCAUGCAGCAUCUUUCGAUGUCGUCGCAUUCAAGGAAACGUUCGCAGACAGCACCAAUCCCUCCAGAAAUGACUCCACAAGAAGGCCGCAAAGUUAGCAAAAGCACACCGCCACCAUCGAAUAAUGGCUCCGAUGCAGCGUUAACGCAUGCACGAGCUACUGAACCGCAGUAUAAAAAUGGGCUUAUUGGAAACACAGCGGCUGCCACUGCAGCAAACGCCGCCUUUCCAAGAAGCCUGAUGUCAGCAGAUGGGCCAGAGAAGGAACAGAAGAAGGGUUCGAAGAUGAGAAUGUUCAAGCCGAAGCACAUUGGCAUCACCAGAGACAAGGACAAGGAGGCUAAGGAUAGACCGCUUGCCUCGCCGAAUAAACUACCCAUUGGCUCAAGUGCACUAUCAAGGGUUGUCAAUGCUUCAACCACCAGCCUUGCUGAUUCGCUCUCUUCUAGCCACAGCAUGUACUCUCUGAACAACGCAUCGUCCUCAACAAUGAUCCAAGUGCCUUCGUCAGACCGUCAAACAAGCUACGAGAAGGAGAAACCACACAAGCAUACAGGUCUGCGGCAGAAGCUGAAAUUGAAGGACAAAGAUGACCACCACAAUCUUCCCCUAAGUUCCGUGAAUAGUAAUUCCAAACCGUUGGAUAUCGACAAUCCUUCGUCGCUCUAUUCCUUCGAGCCAUCCUCGCCGGGCUUGAGUUCGAACUUCUCCAAGUCAGUCUCUGGACUUGAUCUCCGCCAUGCAGGCCGUGCACUUCGCGAAAAGAAGCGGGAAGCCAAGGCCCUGGCCAGUAAUUCGACGCUUGAAGCGACCAAGUCGAGGGAAAGCGAAGGCUCUGAGUGGGCUCUCUCCAACCUGCCCACUCUUAGUACGUCACUACCGCAGCAUUCGACUCUAGGCACUUCUGGGGCAAUGACACCUGUCGCUGUUGAUCCAGCAUUGCGGGACAUACUCGGAACUUUUGGGCUCAACAACAUGACCCCAGAUGACGCCUGGGAUUUUCUGAAGGCCAAGAUAUUGGUAGUUUUUGAGGGCGAAGACGUUAGGGUGGCUGUCGAGGAUCUCAACAAGCUCGUUACCAUAUAUAUACAAAGAUGUGUUCAGCGACAUCAACCUACCACCAUUACCGAAGAUUUGGAUGAUCUCUUUCAGACUGGUUUUCUCUCUCUUAACCACACCAUUCGAUCGGUGCCAGACGAUCGACUCGUGCCGCAUCUUGUAUCUUUGUGGCUGAUAGUCUUUCAGACGGUCUUGCCAUUCAUGCAAGCAGUGUUCUUUCCUCUUGAUCAGGAAUUCAAGGGCCGUGGCACCGUGCUUACCACACGAGCUGCAGCCGCUGACUUUUGGGGAGCAUUGACAACCUCAGAGUCAUCACAUCUCUCUACAUCUCCUCCCAGCGGAGCGAAUGGUCUGGUAGUAGCUGGAGAUGAGUUGGAAGUACGUCGUAUGCUGCUUAUCUCGUUUCGGGAUACAGUGAUAUUACCCAGAUAUGAGGUGCUGAAGGCCACGUUCUCUCGACUAUCCUUAGAGUCUAUCAAUGCUAGCCUCUCCAACACCUCUUCCUUUGACAACAGCGCCAACACCAACGAACGUCCAUCAACGGCCCAAUCCCUCGAUCCUAACCUUUCAUCCUUCAAUUCUCAGUCUUCGACGCUGCUUGGCAGCUCUUCUGCUGGCCGCUCACGUGCCACCUCCAAUACCUCAAAUCCUGCACAAGAUAUCGCGUUCCAGUCGCUGGCAUCACCACCUGCCGCAAGACCGACUGACAGUUCGUCAUCACAUGUCACGGAAACGGUAGGGCGGAUGCUGCAGUGUCUUUCUGUGCUUGCAAGUGUACAGUCCAACGAUGAGGCGCAGGCAAAGAUGGAAGAACUGAGCAAGGAGCUGAAGCUGAACUGGCUGGGUCGUGGAAGGACAGGUCGCAACCGUCGUGGUUUCGUAGGGACACGAGUGAGAAAUCCAAGGACGAGCUCGUAUAGACGAGAUGCAGAAGGUAGUCCGACACCGACGCCAACCAGGGCAUCGACCAUUGAUAUGGAUGAAAGGGGUGGCCUCAGCAUGCCUGGGGCUUUUGGCGGAGGUCUCGGUAGGAGUAUGCUUUGA
This is a messenger RNA of Endocarpon pusillum Z07020, 2520 nucleotides long. RefSeq lists its product as uncharacterized. The transcript has a single exon. Gene Ontology annotation, cellular component: TORC2 complex. The record is from RefSeq and is a predicted model, not a curated record. Bases 1 to 2520 code for a protein of 839 amino acids. Lineage: Eukaryota; Fungi; Ascomycota; Eurotiomycetes; Verrucariales; Verrucariaceae. Gene Ontology annotation, biological process: TORC2 signaling.